AUGGGGAGCGUAGAUUGUUCCGAUGUCAGGACGUUCAAGGCCAAUUUCACCGUCGAGGGAGUGACGGUUCUGAGGGAAAAAUUGAACGAGAAACUGAAGGAGUUGAUGGGGAAUUACACUGACGAAACACUUGUGGAUUAUGUUGUUGUGUUAUUGAGGAAUGGUAGGGGCAAAGAUCAUGCAAAGAAUAAAUUGAAUGUUUUUUUGGGGGAGGACAGUGAUUCUUUUGUAUCCUGGCUGUGGGAUCAUUUGGCUUUGAAUAUAGAUUUAUAUGUAGAAUCUAAAGGAUUGCAGGAUGAAGCUCCCAAAAGCAAGCUUAUAUCAAAGGUCCAAGCCGGAGAUGAUGGUAUUCAGAAUUUGAAUUCAAAAUCAGAAAGAGUAAAGUCUAGAAGUCGCCGUAACAGAGAUUGGAAAGGGUUAGUGUGUAGAGAAGCUGAAGCACCACCGCUGCAGAGCUUUGUGGUUGAGAGUAUGCAUUUAGACAAAAUAGUCCAAUCUAAAGUCAACCGUGCUACAAGGCCACGACCACCAUCUCAUGCACCACCUGUUCAGAGGAAAAUGGGUUGUGCUUUUGAAGAGCAGAAGACUAAGCAUCUAGCUUACCAAGUACCUUGGCAGAGGGAUUCGGUUUCACAAGUAACUGUUGAUGCUCCUCGACGGCUGCUUCAGUUUGCAGUGCGAGAUGCAGUGGCUACUUCCAGGCCAUCUAAUUUGCACCCAUCAGUGGAGCCCUCUUUAAAGCGUCUCCGUUCUGUAGUUUCUUCAUCCUCGGUUGAGUCAUCUAUGGUUGAACAUCCUCAUAGGAUGCAGACUAUUUCAAGAGUGGCAAACCCCAUGGCGGCAUUGUUUAAGGCCGUGGAAGAAGCUGCUGAAGAUGUUGUAAAGUUAAAAUCCUCAGGAAGUGUAUUUGAUCGGAUUAGUUGUGACAUGUACCCAUCAUAUGGUAAAAUGCAACUUGAAGAUAACCAGUAUCUGGAGCAAAGCCCAUUACUGUACCAUGAAGAAAAAGGCUCUGGUGAUCAUUAUGCUGCAAAUAUGACGAUGUUGGAACAUGAAACUGGGUUUACUUCCAAUUCUUCUUCAGACAAUGAAGGGUUUGAUGAUGUUAAUUUCACAGGUAAUAAGGUGGGUAGAGUUUCUCAGUUAAGUUCUUCUGGUGGAAAGAGGGGCGAGGAUUCACUGAUGGUGCACUAUAACGUAGCAAAAAAUGACAAUGAUAAAAUGCUUCUAAAAAAGAACAGAAACCAGGAGCAAUCUGCUGCUGCACCCAACACUUCCAAGAUAGUGAACAUUUCUGUUAAUGUAAAUGCUUGGAAUCCAUCAGUCCCAGCUCAAUACCAGAAACCAAGAGAGGUUGCAGAGUUAUCUGGUUAUAAAACUUUAAACAGUGGAAUUGGAGCUCCAAGUUCUGGCCUGAGAAUGGUGACUGAGAACGCUAAAAAGCUGAAAAUUGAGAAUGGAAAAGUGAAACCUACUUUGAAUUUGCUGAAAGAGACUCAGAAGGCACAACAACUAUCAACUCCCGGCACUGGUUCAAGUGCCGCCAGUUGUCCGUUAUUUGAUGCUGAUUCUCGAACCAUUUUUGCCAGCAAUGUUCAUUUCGCUGCUACCAAAGAUGCCAUAUGUCAGCAUUUUAAUAAAUUUGGGGAAGUGCUUAAAGCUGUUAUAGUUACUGAUUCAAUAACAGGGCAACCAAAAGGGGCAGCUUAUGUGGAGUUCAUGCAUAAAGAAGCAGCAGAUAAUGCAUUAUCACUGGAUGGAACUUCCUUCAUGUCACGUAUUCUUAAGGUUGUAAGGAAAAGUACUGCACAACAUCAAGAUUAUGCUCCAGCUGUGCCAUGGCCACGUGGAGUUAACGGACCUUCAUAUCCUUCUGCAAGUUUUCUCAGAUCCCCCAUUCAAACAGGCAUUCCUGGGGCAUUUAAACCUAGGCCCCCAAUUAAAUUUGGUGCCAGGAGCUUGCAAUGGAAGCGGGGUGUCCAAGGCACUUCAUCUAACAAUGUUGCAACUUUGAAUAACAGUAGUAUUUCUCCACCCGUUUCUCGAGGUCUCACCUAUGUCAGAGUAGAAUCUAAGCUAAAUGGCAGCUUGAGUACCAGGUAG
Molecule: messenger RNA, 2103 nt
Organism: Vicia faba (fava bean)
Lineage: Eukaryota; Viridiplantae; Streptophyta; Magnoliopsida; Fabales; Fabaceae
Source: the annotation of a GenBank genome assembly